Molecule: messenger RNA, 288 nt
Organism: Brettanomyces bruxellensis
Lineage: Eukaryota; Fungi; Ascomycota; Pichiomycetes; Pichiales; Pichiaceae
Exons: 2
Coding region: 1-288 (95 amino acids)
Source: RefSeq, a predicted model, not a curated record
AUGAAGGCAUCUUUUGUUGCUUCUAUGAGACCCGCAUUCAAGGCCUACAUGAGACCAAGUUACAAGACAAUGAUGAGACCAACCACCCGGGCGAUGAACCAGGCACAGAAAAAAGAGAAACCAGUCUUUUUUUCACCAGAGUUAUACCCACUUUUCUUUGCUUGUGGUGUUGUUAUCUGUUCUGCAACAUACUUCUCUACAAAGCAUUUGAAGCAUGAUUCAUUGAAGUUGGGAAGGUCCGUUCCUACUCAGAACGAGAAAUUUGAGGAGGUGAUCAAGAAAAAUUGA